CUCUCUGAGUCCCAGCCCCUGAAGGUGUCAUAACUGUGUUCUCUCUCUCCCUCUCUAUCACCGCCUUUCAGAUCUUUAAAAGCUGCUGCUUUGCUGUGUCUCGAUCUCCGUUUGUCUCCUCUAGCACUGCAGAGGACUCCUGGCUGUCUUGAGAUAAACCGGCUAAGCAUCAAGCAAAGCUGAAGAGACGGAAAGAAGACGGAAAAACAGGAGAGAAGAAAUAGCAUUAGCCACAUUUGACUGAGAGAGGGAGGGAGAAAGAGAGAGUGUGGAGCUGAACCUGAGACCUGGACAGAAAAUGCCUCUCCUAUCUAACUUAACGACUAUUAUCUUGUUGUUGAUUGCUCACUGCGGAUCUUCGACUCUAGCUAACCGUUUGGGACCCUACAAGGGUUGUCUGUCAUGUAAAGAACCAGGUCGGGCCCCCCGCGACCAUAUUGGGCAGGCAGGCAGUACAUCAAUGUUGGCCCAGGGAGAGCCCUGUGGUGUGUACACCAUGAGCUGUGCCAAGGGGCUGCGCUGCGUGCCUCUUCCUCAGGAACACAGCCCUCUCCAGGCUCUGUUGCAGGGCAGGGGCUUCUGCACCAAGCACAGCAGGACCAGUCCCACGGAGAGGCCCCACCCCACAGGUCCACAUCCUUCGCAUAGUGGUGAAAUAGAAAAGGCACCCUGCCGUAAGCUGCUCAAUAGUGUUCUGCGUGGUGUUGAGCUCACUAUCUUCCUGUCUGAUCGUGACAUCUAUAUCCCCAAUUGUGAUACUCAGGGCUUCUACAGGAAAAAGCAGUGUCGUUCCUCCAAGGGUAUACAGCGUGGCCUCUGUUGGUGUGUGGACGAGCUGGGUACUGCCUUGCACUCACGUGCCAGCGAAGACGGCACUUUACCAUGCGAUGGAGAUUGAGGGAGGUUUCUGUCCCACAACUUUGAGCCUAGAGGAGGGGAAUAGGAGGAGGAGCAGGACAUGGAGAGGGGGUGGCUUUAGCUUGUGCUAGACACUGCCUCGACAGGAGAAACCAGGGAUUAACCACUUCCUAUGGAAAUUACCCAAAAUUAGGUUACAGUCCUCUAGUCAAGAAACAUCUCAACAAAGACACAUACCUACAGUACUACAGUAGCAAUAUCCAGCUUAAUGUUCAACAGUUUGCAGCUACAAUACCAGUCCUCUGAAUCAUUCAGUGUAACAAUGUGCUAUAGCUUACCUAGCUCACAUUACCACUUUGUUACUCACUGCCUCAACUAACUGAUAUCUCAGCUGUAUUUCUCCAUAAUUAAUUCCCUGGCUCUUGUCCUGGCUUCGUCCGUUCGUUGUAGAUGUUCUGUUUUAUAGGAUAGCUGACGCUGCCUGUGUUUGUUAUUGACUCAGUUGGCUGAAAUACUGUUACGCUGGUGUUGGUGUGACACAAUGUUUGAAAACAUGUCUACGUCACCAUCCUCUCUCCAAAGAUACACUGACAUUAUGAUAUUUAAUUAAUACAAUAUAAGAAUAUUCCUUUUCUAUUUAAUUUAUUUUGGAAUAUGUAGUACUGCUUGAAUUUGACACUUAUCCUAUAAUCGCGUCAGAAAAACAGUGAUGUGAAACAGUCCAUUGUUGUUGAAAUGACGUUCCGACUGCUCUGAUAGCUGAUUGUUUGUACAUAUUUGGGAUUUUUGUGGUUGACAGUGUGUUCUGAAGUGGUAGACAAAAAACGCUUAUGGCUGUUACGCUUUUCAAGAAGUUGUUAAGCAUAUUUUUAUAUACAUCAAUAUAAUAUUUUAUAUAUAAAUUGUUCGUUAAUUUAAUUAACUACAAUGCCAUGUAUUUUUAUAUUGUCAGCAGUUUUUUUUUUUUAAACAGAGGUUAUUUAAUUUCAUUGCUAGGGACAACAUUGUGCUUUGGCGGCAGUAGCACCCUCAUGGCAAAAUUGAUCACACACAUCUGAGCAAUUCAACUGUUAUGAUUUUUACUUCAAGAUUUCUAUUUUAUUUAUACUUUGACCAUUUAAUAUUGGAAUGUAUAAUGGUAAUGUUUUGCUUUUGGCACAUCCUAUUAAAAUGCAAAUUUUCGUAAAUGAAGUUUAAAUAUGUUACAGUUACUUAAUUGUCUUUCCCAAGUCCUCAUAAAAAACGUUAAAUUGUGAUAAACUGUGAUAAACUGUGUGAUUAGAUGGUGUCUAUUUCUCACCAAUCUUGUUGUGCCAAUCUCUUUGCUGUGAUGCUAGGUCCAUGCACAGGGGGCCUGUAAGAGCUCAAAUAAAAUCUAAUGAUAUCAAACUGGAUAACAAUAAAUAAAUACAUAUAUUAAUAUAAUAAA
Salvelinus fontinalis (brook trout) is the source of this 2287-nucleotide messenger RNA. RefSeq names its product insulin-like growth factor-binding protein 5. The transcript has 4 exons. Gene Ontology annotation, molecular function: fibronectin binding; insulin-like growth factor I binding; insulin-like growth factor II binding. Gene Ontology annotation, biological process: regulation of insulin-like growth factor receptor signaling pathway. The coding region runs from base 299 to 898 and encodes 199 amino acids. Lineage: Eukaryota; Metazoa; Chordata; Actinopteri; Salmoniformes; Salmonidae. Gene Ontology annotation, cellular component: extracellular region. The record is from RefSeq and is a predicted model, not a curated record.